This is a messenger RNA of Suricata suricatta (meerkat), 6448 nucleotides long. RefSeq names its product multiple EGF like domains 11 (gene MEGF11). The record is from RefSeq and is a predicted model, not a curated record. Gene Ontology annotation, cellular component: membrane. Lineage: Eukaryota; Metazoa; Chordata; Mammalia; Carnivora; Herpestidae. Gene Ontology annotation, molecular function: protein binding. The transcript is spliced from 26 exons. Bases 169 to 3603 code for a protein of 1144 amino acids.
CUGCCAAGGGCAUGGGAGAUUCUGGCAGUGGAGGCACUGAGCCUCCUCACAGGGCCACUGUGAGAAGAUCCACAUGUUGAGCUUCCUUCUAACCAGGAGACUCUGGAAGUCCAGGCCACAUUUGCUGAGGGGACCAGAUAUGACCCAAAUGCAGACAUAGGGCCCGGGAUGGCACUCUUGGUGACAGGGCUGACUGUCUUCUCCCUCCUGCAAACUGCCCUCUCCCUGAACCCCGAGGACCCCAAUGUGUGCAGCCACUGGGAGAGCUAUGCCGUGACCGUCCAGGAGUCCUACGCACACCCUUUCGACCAGAUCUACUAUACCCGGUGCACAGACAUCCUCAGCUGGUUCAAGUGCACCAGGCACCGGAUCAGUUAUAAGACAGCGUAUCGGCGUGGCCUCCGGACCAUGUACCGGCGCAGGUCCCAGUGCUGCCCUGGCUACUACGAGAAUGGAGACUUCUGCAUACCCCUGUGUACGGAGGAGUGUGUGCAUGGCCGCUGCGUUUCCCCGGACACCUGCCACUGUGAGCCUGGCUGGGGAGGGCCCGACUGUUCCAGUGGCUGUGACAGCGACCACUGGGGUCCCCACUGCAGCAAUCGGUGCCAGUGCCAGAAUGGAGCCCUGUGCAACCCCAUCACGGGCGCCUGCGUGUGUGCCGCCGGCUUCCGCGGCUGGCGCUGCGAGGAGCUCUGUGCGCCGGGCACCCACGGCAAGGGCUGCCAGCUGCCGUGCCAAUGCCACCAUGGAGCCAGCUGCGACCCUCGCACCGGCCAGUGCCUCUGCGCCCCGGGCUACACGGGAGUCUACUGUGAGGAGCUGUGUCCACCGGGGAGCCACGGGGCUUACUGUGAGCUGCGCUGCCCCUGCCAGAAUGGGGGCACCUGCCACCACAUCACUGGAGAGUGUUCCUGCCCCCCAGGCUGGACGGGAGCAGUGUGUGCCCAGCCCUGCCCACCAGGGACAUUCGGCCAGAACUGCAGCCAGGACUGUCCCUGCCACCAUGGAGGGCAGUGUGACCAUGUGACUGGGCAGUGCCACUGCACAGCUGGCUACAUGGGGGACAGGUGCCAAGAAGAGUGCCCAUUUGGGACCUUUGGCUUCCAGUGCUCGCAGCGCUGUGACUGCCACAAUGGAGGCCAGUGCUCGCCCACCACCGGUGCCUGCGAGUGUGAGCCCGGCUACAAAGGCCCGCGCUGCCAGGAGCGGCUGUGCCCCGAGGGACUGCAUGGCCCGGGCUGCACCUUGCCCUGCCCCUGUGAUGCCGACAACACCAUCAGCUGCCACCCAGUAACUGGAGCGUGCACCUGCCAGCCAGGCUGGUCUGGCCACCACUGCAAUGAGUCCUGCCCUGCUGGCUACUAUGGCACUGGCUGCAAGCUGCCUUGCACCUGUCAGAACGGCGCCGACUGCCACAGCAUCACUGGGAGCUGUACUUGUGCCCCAGGCUUCAUGGGAGAGGUCUGUGCAGUUCCUUGUGCCGCGGACACCUACGGCCCCAACUGCUCAUCCGUCUGUACCUGUAACAAUGGUGGCACCUGCUCCCCCAUGGAUGGCUCCUGUACCUGCAAGGAAGGGUGGCAAGGCCUGGACUGCACCCUGCCGUGUCCCAGCGGGAUGUGGGGCCUGAACUGCAAUGAGAGCUGCACGUGUGCCAAUGGGGCAGCCUGCAGCCCCACAGACGGCUCCUGCUCCUGCACCCCUGGCUGGCUCGGAGACACCUGUGAACUGCCCUGCCCAGAUGGCACAUUUGGGCUAAACUGCAGCGAGCGUUGUGACUGCAGCCACGCGGACGGCUGUGAUCCUGUCACAGGCCACUGCUGCUGCCUGGCCGGAUGGACAGGCAUCCACUGUGACAGCAUGUGCCCACCUGGUCGCUGGGGCCCCAAUUGCUCUGUGUCCUGCAGCUGUGAGAACGGUGGCUCCUGCUCCCCAGAGGAUGGGAGCUGCGAGUGUGCCCCUGGCUUCCGAGGACCCUUGUGCCAGAGAAUCUGCCCCCCCGGGUUCUAUGGCCACGGCUGCACCCAGCCAUGUCCCCUCUGCGUGCACAGCAGUGGUCCUUGUCACCACAUCAGCGGCCUCUGCGAGUGCCUCCCUGGAUUCUCCGGAGCCCUCUGCAAUCAAGUGUGUGCUGGAGGGCGCUUUGGGCAGGACUGUGCCCAGCUCUGCUCCUGUGCCAACAACGGGACCUGCAGCCCCAUCGAUGGCUCCUGCCAGUGCUUUCCUGGAUGGAUUGGCAAGGACUGCUCCCAGGCUUGCCCACCAGGGUUCUGGGGCCCUGCCUGCUUCCACACGUGUAGCUGCCACAACGGGGGGAGCUGUAGUGCCGAGGACGGCGCCUGCCACUGCACCCCAGGCUGGACUGGACUCUUCUGCACGCAGCGCUGCCCCACAGCAUUUUACGGGAAGGACUGUGGGCGCGUGUGCCAGUGUCAGAAUGGUGCCAGCUGUGACCACAUCAGCGGCAAGUGCACCUGCCGCACAGGCUUCACUGGGCGACACUGUGAGCAGAGAUGUGCCCCAGGAACCUUUGGCUACGGGUGUCAGCAGCUAUGUGAGUGCAUGAACAAUGCCACCUGUGACCACGUCACCGGCACCUGUUAUUGCAGCUCUGGAUUCAAAGGAAUACGGUGCGACCAAGCUGCCCUCAUGAUGGAGGAGCUGAAUCCCUACACCAAGAUCAGCCCGGCGCUGGGUGCAGAGCGGCACUCGGUAGGCGCUGUCACAGGCAUCGUCCUCCUGUUGUUCCUCAUUGUGGUGCUGCUGGGCCUGUUUGCCUGGCGCCGGCGGCAACAGAAAGAGAAAGGCCGUGACCUGGCUCCCCGUGUCUCCUACACACCGGCCAUGAGGAUGACCAGCACAGACUACUCGCUCUCAGAUUUGUCUCAAAGUAGCAGCCAUGCCCAGUGCUUUUCCAAUUCCAGCUACCACGCACUGGCGUGCGGGGGGCCUGCCACCAGCCAGGCCAGCACUCUGGACAGGAACAGCCCCACCAAGCUCAGUAACAAGUCUCUUGACAGAGAAACACCAGGCUGGACCCCCUACAGCUUUGUGAACGUGUUAGACUCCCAUUUCCAGAUCAGUGCCCUGGAGGCCAGGUACCCGCCCGAGGACUUCUACAUUGAACUUAGACACCUCAGCCGCCCCGUUGAGCCACACUCACCAGGUGCUUGUGGAAUGGACAGACGUCAGAACACAUACAUUAUGGACAAAGGCUUCAAAGAUUACAUGAAAGAAUCCGUGUGCAGUUCUAGCACUUGUUCCCUGAAUAGCAGUGAAAACCCUUACGCCACAAUUAAGGACCCACCCAUCCUCACCUGCAAGCUUCCAGAAAGCAGCUAUGUAGAAAUGAAGUCGCCUGUGCACAGGGGGUCUCCGUACACAGAUAUGCCAUCCUUGUCGACAUCUAAUAAAAAUAUAUAUGAAGUUGGCUCCUGGAUAAGACGCCUACCUCUAGGAUAUUCUAAACCUCUUGGUUUUGACCCAGAGCCUGGGAUUCUGAUAGUAUACUCACUUAGGUUUUCCAUUUCACGAGCAAACCUCAGUCCUAACCCUCAUAUUUAUCAUAGAUUCCCUGGCUUCUUUCCCUACCAAGUUAAAUAGAACUCUAUUCCCCCCAACAAGGCAAGCAAAGCUAAUCUGUUCUCUGAACUCAUUUUUCACUAUAUUCCUUAGAGCCCACAAUCAAUGUGGUCCAAGAAGGCCUCGGUCAUAACUCCAGCUAUAUCCAGAAUCCAUACGACCUACCUAGGAACAGCCAUAUUCCUGGUCAUUAUGACCUGCUCCCAGUAAGACAAAGCCCUGCCAAUGGGCCCUCCCAGGACAAGCAGUCUUGAGAGAGAAGCCUCUCUCGCAAUGUGCUCUGCUGAAUAUUCUGACUCUCUGAAAGAAGACAAUCCCCUGACUUGAAAUAAUGAUACAGACUGACUUCAGCUGCGUGUUAGUUAUUCCUUUCACCUGGAACUAAAGAAGAGCUUCCAAGUGGGACUGGGGUAAUUGUUCAAACGGUCUGUUCACAAAGGCAAAUCCUAUCACCCACCCACACCCAACCCAAAAUGCCCAGGACUAUAUGAUCUUUUAAAACAUUUAAGAUACAGCUACUCAUCAGCAUCAGCUAAAUAUAUAUAUUGAUAUACUUAAUUAUCUGAAACAUGAUGCUUAGACAACACGUAGCAUAGGUUUCACAAACUUCCUAGGGGGAAGGAGAAACUGGGGAGGGGAAUGGAUUACUUUAAAGCACCUGAAAUGUAUAUGUACUUUUGGUUGCUGUUACCUUCAACCUCUGUUUCACUACCUAAGUAGUACACAGACACAAACUGCUAAUAUCACUACUAAAGUACCUACACAUGUCUGAUCCAUAAGUCACAAAGGCCAAGAUUACAGUAUACAGUCUAAUACUGACAACUUCAGGUUUUAAAAACAAGACUUUAAUAAAUACAAAUGAACUAUCCCUCUUCUGCUCUUCAUGGUAGUAGAAGGGCAGAAAGUUUCCAAAGCGCAAGCAGCCUCUUUCAGUCUACAACAACGAUUUCUAGGCCAGCUUUACCAAAUCUUGCUGAUUCGAGAUUCAACAACAUUGCCCAGUCCCGGCCUUGUCACGUCUCCUUAGUCUAUCCAACACCUGAGUCAUUCCAGGUGAACUAGAACUUUUGAGAUGAUGCUUGAAGCAAUCAGUCACAGACUGGUGAUAAUUAAGUAUCCCUAAAAAUGGCUAUUUGGCCUCUCAAAUUUAUUUGGUUGGUAUUCCUCAACUCAGAAGAGUACUUGUUUUCAAGCAUUUCUUUCUAAAUCUUGAGCUUGAUAUAGUAUAGGACCUAAAAGUGUAGAGGAAAUUGGACAAAAGUGGAUACAGCAAGUUUAAUAGGCUGCUUAAAGUACAUUAUGCUUUUUGAUGGAACUAAACGAAAUGAUCAAAGAAUAGAUUGUAAUCAGGUGCUAUAACAUGAUGUAAAACUUUACAGUAAACAGCAUAUAAAGAUAUGAAGUUACUUCCCUACUGAGAGGGCCCAAAACAUACUACAACGAGCUCAUGCUCCAGAUCCUGGUAUUCAGAUGUGUCCAUGCCUUCCCCCAGUAAUGAAUACAGGUAGACUGGGGCUCAGGAGUUAAAGUGGAUCCAACUCCCAAGCCCUAAAAAAGAGGACGUUCUCGCAAGAAUUAUAGACCAGAAGGGCAAACAGAGGAAACUAAUGGCCACCCCUAUACCAUUCCAUUCUCUGGUAACAGUCCAGUCAGUAAAAAUUCCUUCCAAAGACAUAUACAGAAGAGGGACUCAACGGCCGCAGAGCUGGAAUACAGCUGCUACAGGAAGUGUGGGAGUCCUGAGGCCCUUGAUACAACCUGGAAGUCUGCCACGGAACCCAUUAGUUUGGGCAAUAACCAGCAAAAGCAAGAAAAGAAAUAAAUGAGUAAAUCCCCCUUCCUUACUUCAUGCAAGGCUUAAGCAAAUUUUACUGUUAGGGGAAAAUAUAGAAUACUUACAUGAAUGCUGCAUGUGUGCAUGGGAGCAAGUGAUCAGCAAUAGCAAAUUUCCUUUCCACAGAAGCCUUACGAAAUAGAAAUAUUAGAAAAUUCCUUUGUAGACCCAAGUAAAUAUUUCUCAUAUAUACGUAGAAAGAAAUAGAGAUAAGAGACUUACCUCAGUAUGUCAGGGCAGCAAAGUGCUCAAUUAUCUUUGUAAAGCAAGGAUCGAGAAGCAUGGCGAAGUCAGAUCAGCCAGGAGAAACUUCAUCUGAAUCCCAGGUUUUAUCUUCUUCCCCUACCCUGCAUGUACAGUACCUGCUGCCUGGCAAACUGCAAACAAGCAGCAGCAUUCAGGUUUUGCCUCUUUUUUGCCAACUGUCUCAUGGGCAAAAUUCGGCAAGAGGUGGCAUGGUGGAAUUGCUUAAAGCACUGGGUCAGGAGGGUGACUUGGCCUUUCUGGGCUCCUUUCUUCCUUGUGUAUUAAAAAGGAGAGAAGUAGAGAAUAAGGGAGCUCUCACAACCCCCCAGCUCUGGCAUUCUAGGGUUUUUAAAGAAAUGUAAUGCAAUUCAUAUUAGGCAACACAGAGAAGGGAAAGGCAGAGGGUGUGAUUAAUCUACGGAGACAACAGCUGCCUUCACAUAUCUAAGAGUUACUGGUAAGAGACAUUUGAAUCUUACAGAGCAACUGUUAGGAACAAAAUUCUGUCUGGCACUAUCACACAUAGGUUCAUGGUCAACCUAAAUAUGUGCACUGUGCAUUUUAUUGGCAACUUGGAAAGAUCUGUUUGAUUAUUUUACAGAAACUAGUUUUCACUCAAAGUGAUGUGCAUACAAUUCAAACAAAGAAAACACUAUUAUUGUACAAUAGCAUAUGUGAAACUAUGAAAUGGCAAUACUUUUUUAAAUAACCCAGAUUUGUAAUAUAUUUGUUCAGUGUGCAGAGGGAUCGUACCUUGUACAAAAUAAAAUGAAUUUCUCAAACUAA